GCUGUGAAAUAUCGCGAGAAUAUAACGCGUCUAUGUGAGCGUGUGAGGCGGAUAUCCGGCCUCUUUCCAGUGGCGGACCUGAGCCGCGUCAGUCUCACAAAAUGAAGCUCAACAUCUCUUUCCCGGCCACCGGCUGCCAGAAGCUGAUCGAAGUGGACGACGAGCGCAAGCUGCGCACGUUCUACGAGAAGCGCAUGGCCACCGAGGUGGCGGCCGACCCCCUCGGCGAGGAGUGGAAGGGCUACAUGGUGCGCAUCAGCGGGGGGAACGACAGGCAGGGCUUCCCCAUGAAGCAGGGCGUGCUGACGCACGGGCGCGUGCGCCUCCUGCUCAGCAAGGGCCACUCCUGCUACCGGCCCCGCAGGACCGGCGAGCGCAAGCGCAAGUCCGUGCGCGGCUGCAUCGUCGACGCCAACCUCAGCGUGCUCAACCUGGUCAUCAUCAAGAAAGGUGAGAAGGACAUCCCAGGGCUGACCGACAGCACCGUCCCUCGCCGGCUGGGUCCCAAGAGGGCCAGCAAGAUCCGCAAGCUCUUCAACCUGUCCAAGGAGGACGACGUCCGCCAGUACGUGGUGAGGAGGCCCCUGACCAAGGAAGGUAAGAAGCCGCGCUCCAAGGCCCCUAGGAUCCAGCGGCUGGUGACGCCGCGCGUCCUGCAGCACAAGCGCCGCCGCAUCGCGCUGAAGAAGCAGCGCACGCAGAAGAACAAGGAGGAGGCGUCCGAGUACGCCAAGCUGCUGGCCAAGAGGAUGAAGGAGGCCAAGGAGAAGCGGCAGGAACAGAUCGCCAAGAGACGCCGCCUGUCCUCCCUGCGGGCCUCCACGUCCAAGUCCGAGUCCAGCCAGAAGUAGACGCUCCCGUGUAAAGAGAACCAUUAAAGGAAAAGGUUUUGCUCUAGA
Molecule: messenger RNA, 899 nt
Organism: Anguilla anguilla (European eel)
Lineage: Eukaryota; Metazoa; Chordata; Actinopteri; Anguilliformes; Anguillidae
Product: 40S ribosomal protein S6
Exons: 6
Coding region: 102-851 (249 amino acids)
Biological process (GO): translation
Cellular component (GO): ribosome
Molecular function (GO): structural constituent of ribosome
Source: RefSeq, a predicted model, not a curated record